UUUUGUUGUUGUUUGGAGUUUGUUUUUGCUGUGGUUAUCAAAUAUGAGGCAAGGGUGCUCCUCCACUCUUCAGUCAUGGUUCCCUGCAAGGGAUACGUGAAUGGUAAAUCAGGGACAGCAUAGGAAUCUGAAUUUUAGGACAUCACAGCUGUCUGGAUCAUGAUUUCAGAACUCCGUCAUCAGGGCAGUAUGUGCAGAAGAGUCCACAAGGCCCAACUGUGUUGAUUUGAAAUUACCGUAUAAAAUUAUUUGGAUUUUAAUAAAUUUUAGCUUUUCAAAGUAGGAGAACGUGCAAGACGAUGUCAUUGUUUGAAAUCUUGUUGCCAAGGAUCUGAAUAAAGGCUUCUGAGCUGCCAUGCAGUCACUGACCAGUUGGAGUAAGCAGGUUAAAGCUUUUUAACCUGGAUGCUGACCACUGAACUUAGCUUUAUGCUAUUCAGGUGUACAACCUGAAAACCAGCCAAAAAGAACUGGUACUUGAAACUGCUGUUAUUACAGACAGGCUCUAUAUUCCUUGGCAAGUAGUACAAAAUGUGGGAUUAGGUUUCUAAUGUAAGGUGCUCAGUCCUGGUUGUCUAGUAGUGAGUGUAUGGAAAGAAACAGGUACUGCUAGAGGCAGUUCUUCCUGCCUGUCUGAGACACUGACCAGUGUCUGAUAGAUUUAGAGACAUGCUGCACAAUGGGUAAAUUGUCAAAAGGUCUUCUAACUUCAAAUUGCCUGGUCUUUAUUCCUGUACCAGUAUUAGUAGGGCUAGUAGGCUUAGAAGAUGGAAAAUAAAGGAUGUUCACAACAUCUUGCAGCUACAGAAUAGUGGCUGUGCAUUGAUGUCAGUUCAGCAUUUCAGUAACAUAGUCCCAUUACUUCUAAAAUCAUAAUACAGCUUUGUGAAGUAAGGGAGAUAUAAGGCAACUACAAAAAAAUGUUGACAGUGUAGUUAAAAUACACAUUACAGAAGGCAAAAGUCAAAAGCCAUGUAUAUUGUUCUUUUUUAAAAGGUGAAAAAUAAGAGAAUGCAAUGACUAAACCUUCAUUGCAGGGGAAUUCUGUUUUACUUCAAAUGUAUGGUUAGUUUGGAUAGAAUAGAUUACAUUUUUUCUAAACUGUAGUGGAGGAAAUACCAACAACAAUUACGUUAAACUAGAAACAAGAAGUUUUUUGCUUCAUUAUCCAGCAGAGAUUCUGUGGAUGCCCCAUCCCUGGAAGGAUUCAAGGCCAGAUGGGGUCAGGCUUUGAGCAGCCUGGGUACUGGAAGGUGUUUCAGCCCAUGGCACAGGGGUUGGAACUAGAUGAUUUUUAAGGUGCCUUCCAAUCCAAACCAUUCUGUGUUUUUUUGGGUUUGGUUUUUUUUGGGUUUUUUUUUUUCAUUCAUGCAGUGUCACAACAAAAGAUUGGAUAGAUAAUCUGAUGUAGCCACUACUUCUGGAGACUGAUUCAUGCUUAGAGUUACUGUAGUAAAAUACAUUUGGUCUUACCUGACAUGAAUGUAAUAUUUUUCCUCUGCACACUUUGUUUAAAGGAAUGCAUAUGUCUGUGCUCUGUCACAUAGGACCAGAUGGAAAUUUAGGAUAUUGGUUUAACUGAUGGCAGUGUGACUUGUAAGGUGUUGACUUACAUGCCUAAAAAUUUGGCUAGGACAAAUCCCAUUCCAUUGUAUUGUAAAACUUCAUUUUUUUCUGGUAGCAGAUUGUUUUGUCCAGGCUGUGAGACUUUAUCCUGUAACUUUAGUAAUGGUGUCUCCCAUCAGGACUGCCUGCAAGCUUUCUGUAAGGCACCUUUAGCUUUAGCAUGGAACUGGCUUUGGGGAUUAUACCCAGUUACAUGCAGAUACAGGCUGGCCCUUUCUGGUGAGGCACCAGGACAAGUGUUUGUGUACGGCUGACAGGGACUGUUCUCUUGGAAGAGAGUGGAAUCUGCAAACGAGCAAUCUCAGAAGGGUGCAGAAAUCAAAUGGAAAAGAACUGGUUACACUCGGAGGAGAAAAACCACAGGAAACGCCAAGAACUGAAAUGCGCUCGCAGCUGAAGUAUCCUCAUCAUGAAUAGGUACAAAACUAUCAGACAGCUUGGUGAUGGGACCUACGGCUCUGUUCUCCUAGGGAGAAGCAUUGAAUCUGGAGAGCUAAUAGCCAUUAAAAAAAUGAAGAGAAAGUUUUAUUCCUGGGAGGAGUGCAUGAACCUUCGAGAGGUUAAGUCUUUGAAGAAAUUAAACCAUGCCAAUGUGGUUAAGCUGAAAGAAGUUAUCAGGGAAAAUGAUCAUCUGUAUUUUGUGUUUGAAUACAUGAAGGAAAAUCUUUAUCAGUUAAUGAAAGAGAGAAACAAACUGUUCCCUGAGUCUACAGUUAGGAAUAUUAUGUAUCAGAUCCUCCAAGGGCUUGCAUUUAUUCAUAAGCAUGGGUUCUUUCACAGGGACUUGAAACCUGAAAACCUGCUUUGCAUGGGACCAGAACUUGUGAAAAUUGCAGAUUUUGGUUUAGCCCGAGAAAUCCGAUCUCGACCUCCUUACACUGAUUAUGUAUCCACAAGAUGGUACAGGGCUCCUGAAGUACUUCUGAGAUCCACCUGCUAUAGCUCUCCAAUAGAUAUUUGGGCUGUUGGUUGCAUAAUGGCAGAAGUUUACACGCUGAGGCCUCUCUUCCCAGGCGCCAGUGAAAUUGAUACUAUAUUCAAAAUUUGCCAAGUCUUAGGGACGCCAAAAAAGAACGACUGGCCUGAAGGCUACCAACUUUCAGCUUCCAUGAAUUUUCGCUGGCCUCAGUGUGUACCUAACAACCUAAAAACUCUCAUACCUAAUGCUGGCAGUGAAGCAGUGCAGCUCAUGAGAGACAUGCUGCAGUGGGACCCCAAAAAGCGGCCAACAGCUAGUCAGGCACUUCGAUACUCGUACUUCCAGGUUGGGCAUGCCCUGGGCAUUCAGGAACUGGGAAAACAAAAGGAACUGCAUAACAAAUUAUCUCUGCAUAUUAAGCCUGUCCCUCCAGCACAGCCCCCUCUGAAACCUCAUGCCCGAAUUUCAUCAAGGUCUUUUCAACAAAGCCAGUCUUCUCAGCACAUGGUGUACGCAUGUAAGACGGACAACUCUGAAGCUGCGCCCAGUAACUAUUUACAGGAGGACAAGUCUAACCAGGUUCUUCUGCCUGCAAUACACAAUAAGGUUCCUCAGCAGAAAACAUCUGCUGGGUCUGAGAAUAUAAAUGGUGAACUUAAACCAAAACCUAGGCGAAGAUGGGGACAUCUUCCCAGGACAGUUAAGAGUUCUGAAGACUGGGAUGAUUUGGAAGACCUUGAUUUCAGCUCUUCCAUCAUGAGAAUGGACUUGAAAAGCAAGAAGAGGCAGAAUGAUGAAACUCUUUGUAGAUUUGAAAGCAUUUUGGACCUGAAGCCUUUGGAUGCUGUAGGCUCUGGCAGCAGUGCACGAACUUCCCAUGCGACCUUUUUGCGGCAGGACACUCCUACACUGCGAGUUUCUGCAGCAAAGCAACACUACUUAAACCAUUCUAGGUAUCGACCUGGAAUAAGCACCAGGAACAGCAUAGUCUCCACUUCAAACAAAGAAUCUGUUCCAUCUAAUCACUGGCCCAGUUCCAGUUUGUCUGGGAAAAUCUCUGGUUUGGAAGGAAGUACUACCAACAGGAUGAAUUCAGGGCCCAUAGGAUCAAGUGGUCCAACGAAUGCUUAUGUCCCUUCAUUUCUGAAGAAGGAAGUAGGUUCUGCUGGGCAGAGGGUUCAGUUAGCACCAGCUGUGGACCCACCUUCCGAUUUUGCGUCUGUGACAUCAGUCAGACCCCUUCUUGGAUGGCCGUCGUUCAGUUCGCCUACCAAAAGCUCGCCGCGGUUAAUGCCUCUCCCUCCGGCAGCGGAGCCGAUCCACGGGCGCGUUGACUGGUCUGCGAAGUACGGCGCUCACCGGUGACCUGGGAAGUGCCCUCUGAGCAGUGUGUGCAUCCCCGAAACGGUGUCCGGUGUGGGACCAUUCAUACUGGUUUAUAUGCCUGUACAUUUAAAAGGAACAUACCUUCCAUGAAUGAGACAUUUUGAAGAGUUUUUUAACUUCUUUGCAUUAAUCUGAAUGCAAUCUUGUACCUUUUUGUAAAAAAAUGUUUUGUUAUAUACUUGGGUCCAGUUAUUUUCAUAAAAGUGAUGCAUUUUGUAUAUAAGGCUUAGGGUAUUAGGCAUUUUUAUACAGUAAAUUUUUAUAAUGAACUUCAAAAAAAUUUAAAUUUUUUAUUAGACUCAACUUUUUUAUAGAAGUGGAUUAAAAAAAACCAUGGUGCAAUAUUGCAGUGAAGGAGAAGUACUGAGGAAGGGGCAUUCAUUAGACAUUUUCUGAAGUUUUAUGUGCUAAUUGAGGCUGUGUAAAUUCAAGUGAUGCCAUGUCUCAGUGCCACACUUCUGUUGUCCUAUGCUUUUUGCUUCAUACUGACAUCAGAGGAGUGAGCGACUUAACAGUCUAAACUCCUUCACAGUCACAGUUACUGAGAGACUGCUAAAAGAUAUUGGGAGGCACCUUUUUUAAAUUUAUUUUUGCCUUUGAAAGGUUUGUUGUUGGACUGCUAUUCAAAUUUUACCAAAUCUUACUCUUGUUUGGUGAAGGGUAAAUUCUCUUCUGUAGAUCCAUUUUCUGAUGCAGUCUUCCUUUUUCCUGCUUAAAAGUUGUUCGUUGGCAUUGUUCACUAUGAAAUAGAAUGUGGACCUACCUCUGUUAAAUUCCUGUAAAUGGUCUAAUGAUUUCUAAAGAGAAAAAAGAGAUUCUGUUUCUUCUUUUUCUUUUGUUGCAAAUGUAAGAGCUGAAGCUAUAUUAAAGAACGUAUUAACAAUAAAUUAAUGGAGCUAAGAAAACUGGUUUCAGAGUAACAAAAUAUUAAUGAUAUGCCAGCAACAUAGUUUAAGGAAACAAGAUCUAUGCAGCUGACUUAUUUUUCACAACUGUUUUAAAUCACUGCAGUUCUAGAUCACUUAAGGAAAAAAAAACAAAACAACCCAGAGGAAAUGAGUCAGUCUAACCUUACUUAGGUUUAUACUCAGUUCUUUUUCACUCAAUGCAUCUUCUUUUACAAUGGGAAGAAUAUGUCAACUUCCAUAAAUUAGGCCCAGAGGCUCUACAGGAAAAAAUGGGAUCUUUUGUGGUCCUGUUAAGAAAAUGUUGUAAAACUGUGGUUGAUUUCACUGAAAUUGAUACAGUUCUUUGAAGAGCAAUUUAACUCAGUUUAUGAGAGUGUGAUUUAUAUCAAGGUAUAGAGAAAAGAAUGUAUCCCCAUAAUCUGGUUUACUUCUACUCUGGAAAGAAGUGCCAGAGUCCAGCCAUCAGCAGAAGAUUCUUCUAGAGCACAGUCAGCAUUUGUCUGUUCUGCACCUCCUUCUACAGAAGAAAGAUAAAACUGUUCAGUGCUGUGGGAGAAAACCUUCCAUAGCUGUGUUCUGGAGCAGUGCUGCCAAAGCUGAAGUGUGCUGAGAAAAUGCAUCUCUCUGCAGGAGUGUGCAGAAAUGCUUAUCUUUCUGAGUUCAUUUUGUGAUCAGCUCAGGAAAAUAGUUUAUUUAUGAGACUUAAAUCCAGCCUAAAGGGAUCAGAGCAGGUGCAGUUCUCAGCUUCCAGCCAUGUCACAGGAACUGAAAUAGCUUGUGUGUCAGUGAGAUCCUCUCCAUGGAAUCUGCCAGCACACACAAGGGGCAGCUGCUGUGGUCUUGAGACUGAGAAGAGAUUCUCUGGCCUUUUUGGUGCUUCCCAUGGUGAACGUGUGGGAUUUUGAGGAAACUGUACCCUAGGGUAGGCUGCUGGCUCAGUGCUACAGGGGGAACCACAGGGAGCACUGGUCACUGUUUGCUUCUGUAGGCUCAGCCCACAGUGAGACAGUACAAGACAAGAGAGAGCAAAAGUGUGCAUGAAAGACUUACACAUGCCAAAGACAUCUUGUAUGUCCUGCUUCCCUGUUAUCUGGGCAUAGCAAGUAUUAACUCCAAACCAUACCUAACUGCUUCCACAGCAGUGAUGCCAAUGCUUGGUAGUAAAGUAAAACAGCCAUUUGAUUUCUGAAGCGCACACUGAUGGGUGUCUGUGGAUUAGUGGAAAGGGAAAUAUGUAUAUUUGUGAUAGAACUGGAAAGGUAGUUGUUUCUCUUGGAAAUAAAUACCUGUAUUUAUGUCUACAUAAAAUUUAAUUUAUUUCAUCAUCAGUUAAUUUGUCUCAAGAAGGAACACCCUGAACCUAUCCCAGUAUCCCUAGGCCUAAGUAGGCUAUUUAAGUAGUCUGGUCUUAGUUCCUAUGAGUGGAAGGAGACAAGUCAUGAGAACAGGCAGCUGAGGCUUGGAUUCAUCAUACCUAAGUGUGAGCUCCUUUGUUGUGAGGUGACUCACCCUUGGUGAGUGAGAAUCAUGUCAAAAGAAAUCUGUCUCAUUUGAGAGCAUACUAACAUUCUGGAGAUAGCUGAGGCUCUCCACUGAGGAGGGGGACAACUCUGUGAGGUUCAAGUAACACAGGAUGAACCUGAACCUGGCCUGUAGUCUCUGAACCUUUAUCAGACUGUCAGUGAUUCUUUUGACUAUAGCAUUCAGGCUUUAGUCUGUCCAGUCAAAAGAUUAGAAAAGUAAGUUGUACUUAUAAUUUUCUUUUUUUUAUAUCUCCUCCUUUCCUAAGUUAAACCCUUUAUUUUUGGGGAAAAAGCUAAUAAUCUUAACAUUGUGAAUCACAGCUAGUUUUAACUUAGUGAGAGAAAAUUAUCUAGAUGUAAUGGCUGUAUCCUUUACUCAAGCACAUUCUUACUGAAGCUGGAAAAGUUCUUUUUGAGCAGGAUGGAGUUUAUGUAUUUUACCAUGCUGUCUCUGUGCAAUACAGAUAUGGAAAAGAUGGAGGUCUUUCUAUACUGAAAUCUGGACAAGCAGCAUAUCUGAGAAUUUAUGAUAUGUAACCUACUACUUUGUGCUUUAAUAUUUAGCAGCAUCUUUGUGGAAAACGUUUUUAGAAUUGUACUGUUUACAUUUUCUCAGGUUUAGGCAUAACAUGUAAAAAUAAAGGAGUCUUUGACAGUGGAUUCAUUUACCUCUGUAAUGCAGAUUUUCCAAAAAGUAGUGUGUAAGUGCCAUGAUGUUAACAAGAAGGAAAAAAAAAAAAAGCCAGAAAGUCCAUGGUGUUCCUGUAUCUGAUAUGGCUGUUGAUAUGAGCAGGAUGUUCCAUAAUGUGAGGAGGAAAACAUGUACUGAAAAAACAUUUUAGAACUUAAUAUGGAAGGAGGGUGUGGAAUUGUCAGGUGUGGAGAAAUAAUGGUUCUUGUUUAUUCAGUGUUUUUGUUCAGAAACAUUCUAAAUGCUUGUUUCAUUCUUUCUGUGCAAAUGUCCUGCCCAGAAUAAAGUUGUCCUUGAGGAAGCA
Onychostruthus taczanowskii (white-rumped snowfinch) is the source of this 7357-nucleotide messenger RNA. RefSeq names its product ciliogenesis associated kinase 1 (gene CILK1). Bases 2036 to 3910 code for a protein of 624 amino acids. Gene Ontology annotation, cellular component: cilium; nucleus; cytoplasm. Gene Ontology annotation, biological process: protein phosphorylation; intracellular signal transduction; cilium assembly. The record is from RefSeq and is a predicted model, not a curated record. NCBI's taxonomy places the organism in Eukaryota, Metazoa, Chordata, Aves, Passeriformes, Passeridae. The transcript has 14 exons. Gene Ontology annotation, molecular function: ATP binding; protein serine/threonine kinase activity.